CCCUCCCGAGGGAGCAGCAGGCGGAGGCGCGGCUCCAGCGGGCGCCCGAGCCCGGCCCUCAGCGAGCCUGGCGGCGGCGGCGGCGGCGGCGACUCCCACACCGCAACCCCGCCAUGGCUGAGGCUGGCGCGGCCGGGCCGGGGGAGGGCGAGGCGGGGAGCAGCAAUGGCGGGGCCGGGGCGCUUCAGCAAGGCUCGCCGGCUUCAGCGGGGACGCCCGCUCGAGCUCCGGCCGCCGCGACUCCUCCUGCGCCCGCCGAGACCAGCCCUGCAGCGGGAGCAGGAGGAGGAAGCAGCAACGGGAGCAGCACGGGCGGGACAGGCAGCGGGGGACCCGGCUCGGCUCGCAUCGCGGGCAAGAAGGCGCAGCUCCGCUCCGCACCCCGCGCCAAGAAGCUGGAGAAGUUGGGCGUCUAUUCCGCCUGCAAGGCUGAGGAAUCCUGCAAAUGCAAUGGAUGGAAAAACCCUAACCCACCCCCAACUCCACCCAGGGCAGAUCUACAGCAGGUGAUUGUGAGUCUGACUGAAACAUGUCGUAGCUGUAAUCAUCCAUUAGCUGCUCAUGUUUCACAUUUGGAGAAUGUCUCUGAAGAAGAAAUGAACCGGCUUUUGGGGAUUGUUCUGGAUAUAGAGUACCUUUUUACCUGUGUUCAUAAAGAAGAAGAUGCAGAUACCAAGCAAGUCUAUUUCUACUUGUUCAAGCUUUUGAGGAAGUGUAUAUUACAGAUGGGGAAACCUGUUGUAGAAGGAUCUUUGGAAAGUCCACCAUUUGAGAAACCUAGCAUUGAACAGGGAGUCAAUAAUUUUGUGCAAUACAAAUUUAGUCACCUUCCAUCAAAAGAGAGACAAACAAUAGUAGAACUGGCUAAAAUGUUUCUAAAUCGCAUCAACUAUUGGCACCUGGAGACACCUUCUCAGCGAAGACAGAGGUCACCUAAUGAUGACAUUGCUGGCUAUAAAGUGAACUACACAAGAUGGCUUUGCUACUGUAAUGUCCCUCAAUUUUGCGAUAGUCUACCUCGGUAUGAAACCACACAAGUUUUUGGGAGAACACUUCUGCGUUCAGUGUUUACCGUCAUGAGACGUCAACUUCUGGAGCAUGCUAGGCAGGAAAAAGACAAACUUCCUCCUGAGAAACGGACACUAAUUCUCACACAUUUCCCAAAGUUCCUAUCCAUGCUGGAGGAAGAGGUCUAUAGUCAGAGUUCUCCCAUCUGGGAUCCAGAUUUCAUUGCAUCUUCUUCUCGAAAUGCACAGCUAGGCAUCCAGGCAGUUAUUAGCCAUCCUCCUGUGGUGAGGUCCGCUGCAUGCAAUGCAAGCCCCUCAUCUCUAGAACAAACCAGUGGGGGAAAUAUGAGUCCUGUUUGCAAGGCUAUUUCUGGCCUGGACCAAAAUCUAGGAGAGAAGAGAAAAAUUAAUGAGCCUUAUUCUGUAGAGGAUGCCAAGAAGCCAAGAGUGGUAGGAGAUAUUCCUAUUGAGCUUAUUAAUGAAGUGAUGUCAACCAUUACAGAUCCAGCUGCAAUGCUGGGGCCAGAGACCAACUUUCUAUCAGCACAUUCAGCUCGGGAUGAGGCAGCGAGACUGGAAGAGCGAAGGGGAGUGAUUGAAUUUCAUGUCGUUGGAAAUUCCCUAAAUCAGAAGCCAAAUAAGAAAAUUAUGAUGUGGUUGGUUGGCUUACAGAAUGUAUUUUCACAUCAGUUACCCAGAAUGCCAAAAGAAUAUAUAACUCGUCUGGUCUUUGAUCCGAAACACAAGACCCUUGCAUUAAUAAAAGAUGGACGAGUGAUUGGCGGUAUUUGUUUCCGGAUGUUCAUGUCUCAAGGAUUUACAGAAAUCGUUUUCUGUGCUGUGACUUCCAAUGAGCAAGUUAAGGGUUAUGGAACUCACUUAAUGAAUCAUCUGAAAGAAUAUCAUAUUAAGCAUAACAUUCUCAACUUUCUUACGUAUGCGGAUGAAUAUGCAAUUGGCUAUUUCAAGAAACAAGGUUUUUCUAAAGAUAUUAAAGUACCAAAAGCAAAGUACGUUGGCUAUAUCAAGGAUUAUGAAGGAGCAACUUUAAUGGGAUGUGAAUUAAAUCCAAGGAUUCCAUACACUGAAUUUUCAGUCAUUAUUAAGAAGCAGAAAGAGAUUAUUAAAAAGUUGAUUGAAAGAAAGCAAGCUCAGAUUCGGAAGGUUUACCCUGGUCUUUCUUGCUUCAAAGAUGGAGUACGUCAGAUUCCUAUAGAAACAAUUCCUGGAAUCAGAGAGACUGGAUGGAAGCCAAGCAUUAAAGAGAAAGGUAAAGAACCCAAAGAUCCAGAUCAGCUCUACAGUACACUAAAAAACAUUCUGCAACAAGUCAAGAGCCAUCAAAGUGCUUGGCCAUUCAUGGAACCAGUGAAGAGAACCGAAGCUCCUGGAUAUUAUGAAGUUAUAAGAUUCCCCAUGGACCUGAAAACCAUGAGUGAACGACUGAAGAAUAGAUACUAUGUGUCUAAGAAGUUAUUCAUGGCAGAUCUUCAGCGAGUCUUCACUAACUGCCGAGAGUACAACCCACCAGAAAGUGAAUACUAUAAGUGUGCCAAUAUACUGGAGAAAUUCUUCUACACAAAAAUUAAGGAAGCUGGGUUAAUUGACAAGUAAUAAUUGUCUUUCUCCCAUGCAGCCAGGAUGCCUAAUUGAGGAGCAGCAUAUGCAGUUAUUUUUCAGUGGAACUGGGACUGAUGUUUUAAAGAAUUUUGUUUUCUGAACUAGCACUUUUAAAAACUGUAAGAUAGAAGAGUUUAUUUUAUUAAAAGUCUUUUUAAAUGUACACCUGCAUGCCCUUUUGCAGUGUAUUAAACUUUUAUUAGAUGUAUUGCACAGACUGUUUGGAGAUUUGAAAAGGAAAGUUUUCCAAGCAGUGAAUGUUUAAGCUUAAUGUAAUGCAGUAUCAAAUAGAAAAAUAGCUUUUUAUUUUUUACAGCAAAGUUGCUGAUGAAGGGGAAAAUGAGUUUUAUAGAUAUAUUUUAAUUAAUAAAACACUCAACUUAGAAGGUGCUAUGAGAAAGCAAGAAAUCACUGCUUUAAGCUGCAAAGAUGAAAAUCCCAAAACAGGUUUCCUCUAUAGAUUUGGUUAUAAACAUUUACUUUUGUAAAGAAAACCUGUUUUAAAAUGUAGCAUCACACUAAUGGCUGUGUGAGUCAUGUUCCCAAAAUACUACAAAUGACACCUUUCCUAUUAUUCUAGUUUAGGUGUUUAAUGCACUUUUAUGGCAUAGAAAGCCAUUCUGUCUUCAUUUUUUGUAGCACUACUGUGAAGAGAUGAAAAGAGAUCAAAAGUUCACAUCUGGAACUAUGUGCUACCUAAAACUGACUGUCACACUAAAGCAUGCAUGCAGGUUCAUGUAUGGAGAGAACCAACACCAUGAGAUCCAGUGAGCAGUAGAUAUGCAUUCCUUCAUGCAAAUGGGAAUGUGUGCCUGUUGUGCCUUCCAUUCAAUUAUGACAGGUGCUACUGCUUUUCUGUCAGUCUUAACCAUGCUUAGAUCACACUCUAAAAUCAAUGGGACAAGUCAUGACUUCUCUUACUGAUUUUAGUGUUCAAUGUGACAGCAUCUAGAUCUAAUACAAUACAUGCAUCUUUGUUUGGAUCAGCACCAGAGAGGACCUGCUCAAAGGUUUCAUGAAUCUUCUUAAGGAGUUGUGCAUGCGUUCUUGUCUCUCAGUGUAAACAUAUGGAACCUUGUGUUAUAUAUUAGUUAGCCCUCCACAUUUGUGGGUUUACCUUUUGUGGAUUUGAUUAAUAUAUUUGCAGGAAAGUGUAGGUUUCCCAGUGCGAUUCUAUGGUCAGCUUUCAUUAGAAAUUGAUUAUAGAGCUAUGCUGGAGGACCCAGAGAUUCUUAGAGAGAAUACCUCUCUAGGAAUCUCUAGGACCUCCUGCACAACUAUAUGACCAAUUUCCAGUGACAGCUGACCAUAGGGGACCUAAAGAAGUAUUCUCAGGUUUUUAAAAAAUGUGGUAUUUGUAAGAUUGGUGUUUCUACUUUCACAAGGGUCUUGCAACCCUAACCCCAGCAAAUAGGGAGGGCUAAUUACUUCAAACAGAUGAGGUGAGAAAUGGGUGACUCUCUGGGUGUUUCUGAACUAAAGAUAUUAAUAUUCUUCCUUAUCAGUUAUGCUGGAGAGGACCAUGCAAUUCCCAGAUCUGAACUAGAUUUUUCAAACAACAUUCUAUGGCAACAACAACCAGACCACUACUAAUCACAUAAUGGUAUAAGAAGAUACUUCUUAUAUACAUAGAACAUACUUCCAUUUAUGUAACUGGCUGGGUUAAGCUGGAGACAGAUAUGCACUAACCAUGUAGUUCUGCUAUUUUACCAUACUGGCAGGGAAGGAAUAAGAUAUCUAAAUGGUCUUCAUUUCUUUAAUUUCAUUCCUGCAGUGGCAUUGGAGAAUUUGAGUUUCAUGCUUUUUUUAUAUGUGCAGAAAUACUUCACUAACAAGUCUGUGUUACAAAAGGAUUAUCAUUAUUUGCAAAGCACCUAUAUUAGUUUGUUCUAAUUCUAUGACUAGGAGACCCUUGAUAGAUGGUACAAAAAUAGUCAAAAUGGUAACAUAGAAAUGCCUUAGUGCUUUAUAUAAAAUCAAGAUUUAUUUGGCUUUGUAUUUAAGGUACAACGAUGCAACUGUGUAUUAGAGUAUUUAAGUAGUAAUUUUCAAGUUAUUUUGUAAACUGGGCCAACGGAAUCACCUCUUAAGCUUGAUAACCUGUGAAAGUGUUAUUUUCAAAGAUUCUUACUGUCUUGAAAUUAGAGUCUCUUCUAUAUUGAGAACACCUGGUUUCUAAUUUAAAAGAUUAUUUUCAUAGAUAUUGUGCAAUAAGGCUAUAUAAAGUACAAUGUGUUUUCAAUGCUUUAACUGAAAUUUUACAUUUGUAAAAUUAUUUAUUGUACUAGUAUAAAAUGGAUUUAAAUUAUAUGUUUAAAAUCUUGUGUGCUAUUUUGUAAUUUGCAUAUAAAAAUACCUGAAGUAUUCA
Molecule: messenger RNA, 4995 nt
Organism: Anolis sagrei ordinatus
Lineage: Eukaryota; Metazoa; Chordata; Lepidosauria; Squamata; Anolidae
Gene: KAT2B
Product: lysine acetyltransferase 2B
Biological process (GO): positive regulation of transcription by RNA polymerase II; chromatin remodeling
Cellular component (GO): ATAC complex; nucleus
Molecular function (GO): histone H3 acetyltransferase activity; protein binding
Source: RefSeq, a predicted model, not a curated record